Penaeus vannamei (Pacific white shrimp) is the source of this 1047-nucleotide messenger RNA. The record is from RefSeq and is a predicted model, not a curated record. Lineage: Eukaryota; Metazoa; Arthropoda; Malacostraca; Decapoda; Penaeidae.
AUGUCUGAUAUUUUGAGGGCUCGGCGACCUCAGGAAAAGCUUGGUGUCCCCACCGUGGGUCACGACCCCGGGGUUGGGAAAGGCUGGUCUAGUGUCUAUACUUCACACAAAACUCACAUGCUUACGUUUUCCCACACACAGCGCCCACCUACAUCUUCGUCCAUGAGCAACUUGCUUGAGAUGAUUUGCACGAAGUCGACCUCCCACGGGCUCGCGCACAUCUGGGACAACCGCAGAAGUGCAAUGGGUGUCUUGUGGUUCGUCGUCACGGCCGUCUGCUUGGUCAUCGGCGUGGUCACCUGCGUCUUCCUCGUGUUGCAGUUCAUGAACAGGGAGGCGCAGCAGGAGAUGCGUCUCAAAAAUGCGGACUCACUUCAGAUUCCCUCAGCCGUCAUAUGCAACCGCCGCCUGUUCUCACGGAAGAAACUGGAAAGCCUUGGCGUCGGGGUGUCUGUCUCGAGCCUGAUGGUCGUCAUGGCUUCCCCGCCGUACCUGGGCUGGAGGAGCAACACCACGGCGGAGGGGCGGAGGCGUCUGCAGGAGGCGGAGGCGGAGCUUUCGCAGUUGCUGGAGAAGAAUAAGACGACUUUCACUGAACUCGUUGAAAGGGUUUCGUACAGCUGCGAGGACGUGCUCAUUCAAUGCAUGGUUGCAAUGAAGAGUCUCCCCCGGGAGGAAUGUUGCCAGAGGUUCACCAAGAUGCCUACGAUGUCUGGCUUGUGCUUGGCUUUCUUCACGACACCCAACGACAAGCAGAUCCUCGAGAGCGACUUCAUGGGACUCACUUUCUACGUCAAAGUCCCUGAGGAUGACGAUCCAGAGCUGGACCCGAGAAUCAUCAGUCCGGGUUUCAUGAUACGGUCGGGCCUGUACGUGACGGUGAUGAGCCCGUCCAUGCACCCGGCCGCCCUCGUCACCAGCGAAGGCUCGCACCUCAAGCCGCUCACCAUCGCCUCCAUUCGCGUCACCGCCACAAAGGUCUCUUUUCCUUUUUCAGUUGUUAUUGUUUGGGGUUUUCUCUUCUUAUUCGGAAGGGGAAUAGCUUGA